Carya illinoinensis is the source of this 2548-nucleotide messenger RNA. Its product is annotated as protein BONZAI 3-like. Gene Ontology annotation, cellular component: plasma membrane. Gene Ontology annotation, biological process: cellular response to calcium ion. Gene Ontology annotation, molecular function: calcium-dependent phospholipid binding. The record is from RefSeq and is a predicted model, not a curated record. NCBI's taxonomy places the organism in Eukaryota, Viridiplantae, Streptophyta, Magnoliopsida, Fagales, Juglandaceae. Bases 1067 to 1693 code for a protein of 208 amino acids. The transcript is spliced from 6 exons.
UCUUCAUCGAUUCGAAAAAUCUGAACGUUUACAAGCUAUUAACACUUCACCUUCACCAAUUGUCAGUUCAUCUAUGCUAUUUCUCCCUACUAUGAAAGGCCAUUUUCAACAUGACUUAUGCUCGAUAAUAUAUUACCUUGAAGAUCCUGUCGUGAGUGGUGGACGACAGUGGCAGCUGGGUUUCCACUUCUCUACUUCUUCUUCUUCUUCUCUCUUAUGAUUGGAUUUUCUGUAAUGGUAAGACCGUAGGUGUUCUGUAUAAUUUGGUCUCCCAAAAAAUCAGUGAUUUGGAAUCAUCUCUUCCCUUCCGUUUCCUUUUGUUUAUGGAGAUUUACGCUUUCUUUCUCAUUUAUAGUCAACGCUUAUCUUUUUUCCCUUUAUGAUGGCACCCAUGCAUUCCAGAUGUUUAUAGCUAGUGAAUUCCCAACCUGUUUCAUGGGCUGGAAUCAUUCCAUGUGCUUAUAUUGGCCAUCAAACUGAGUGGCGAGUGUUGUACUUGAAAAGAAUGACAAGUGACAAUGGAGGAGGGAGAUGCGAAGGUUAGGGCUCAGAAACCCAUAUCGGGUCUCGGGAAGCUUCGGAGAUGGAGGGAAUCCGAAUGUAGAAUGCGAAACGCACCGUGUAGCAAACCCAAUGAACGCCCCGUAUCAUUUUCCACAUGGAUUCCGUCAGUUUUUCGUGCGCAACUUCCUGCGCAAGUCCCCUGCAUCCAUCAUUUUCCUUUUUCAGUUUUCCUCUGUUUUGGUUUGACCGCAUAAUUGCUCGAAGGGGAAAAAAAAGUUGUCAAGGGAAUCAGCGUUUUGUUGAGUCCUACGAAAGAAAACUGUUGUGGUUGUGAAGAAAACACCUCCUACUUCGUAAAAGAUGCUACAAUUUCGUAGGUUCUUGCAAGGAAAGAAGGAAGGAAACACUCCAUCGUAUACGUAGGAAAUUGCUUGUUCUCCCCUAAUAAAUAUAGCAGAGCAGAGAUAGGCAAUCCUCCACAAUCACAAUCCAGGGUUUUAAAAAGAGAAGAGAGAACGAAAACAAAAAAGGAAUCUCAUUUGGGCUUGAGAGAGAGAGACAGAUGGGGAACUGCUAUUCGGACGUGGAAGGAGGAAAGCAAGCCGUGGGUGGGGUCCAACAGAGCCCCACAGCUACCAACAACAACAAUGCCGGCCACAACGACGCCGUUGAGUUCUUCUACAGGUCUCGGGGUCUCCAUCAACGCUUCACCCGAGUCGAGUUAUCCCUAUCAGCAAUUAACUUGCGAGAUCGUGACAUCAUUUCAAAGAGUGAUCCCAUGGCAGUGGUAUAUGCGAAGAAUAUAGAUGGAAAACUAGAGGAGUUAGGCCGUACUGAGGUUAUACUGAAUAGCUUGAAUCCCACGUGGAUAGAAAAAGUUACAGUUGCAUUCCAGUUUGAGAUUGUACAGCCAUUGGUAUUUCAUGUAUGUGAUGUUGAUACCAAAUUUCACAAUAUACCUGUGAAGGUCAAAGGAGUUGAAGGCAUCAUGUCUGCUUAUGCAAGUGCUCUACAUAAUGUUACUCUGGCAGGACCAACGUUGUUUGGCCAAGUGAUUAAAAUAGCUGCUCAAAUUGCAAGCCAAUCCGUUUCAUACAACAGCAAAAAGUACUUCGUCUUGCUCAUUAUUACGGUGGGCAGAUUUUUGUGGUCCAGGCUCUUUUGGAAGAGCUACCAGGACAGUUCUUGACGUACAUGCGGUGCAGAGAUAUCAAGCCACGGCCUCUCCAUGAAACCCAAGUGUUUGGUACUUAAGUAUAAGUACCAACUCCACAAAAGGUCGAUAUAUAUAUCGACGACACACACAGGUUGGAUAAGGGUCUAAUAAGGUAUGAUAUAUACCGCUGAUCAAUAACAACUGCCAAGGUUUUCUUAAGGUUGUCCCAUCGAUAGAUUGACCUGCUUGAAAGUAGGUAUUGUUUCCUUUUUCCUUCAUGGGUGUGGGCAAGGAGUUACAAUUUAAAUGCCAAGAGCGAAAUAGGAGGGUAUAUGAAAUUGUUCGAUGUCCCUCUCUCCACCCUCGAAAGAAACCCCCACCGAGAGCCUCUUCUUUUGCUCCAAAUUUUUUUUUUAAUCCGCUCAAGCCAUUAAAGGCCAGAUACAUUGUAUUUCAUCCAUUCCACAAUCUCACUUGCACACCACCAAUGGAAGCAUCAGUUCUUCAUCAACCUCUUCCACCAUCCAAAAGAAGUCUUCCGCAUGUGCAUGGUUGUCAAAAGCCAUUUGCUGCACAUGUAACAAUUACCACAUGCAUGCCGCCCAUAUGGUAUUGAUUUUGGCCUUUUUCUUAAAGCCACUCUCUUCUAGUUGGCCUCUAGUUGGCUUACUAGCAUUUUUUCCCUUAUUUUCUUGAUUUUUCGUCUUUUAUUUCAAGAACUUUGAACUUCAAAUCUAGGCUUCGAUUGCAGCCAUGCAUGCACCACCCAAAUGUCUCCUCAUUCCAAGUGUAGAAGUGUCAAGUUGUAUCAAGGAUAAGUCCAGGAUCGUAUUCCACAGGGACAAUGGGUUAUCAGAGCGAAUAAGAUAUUUGUGAGUAACAAUUGAA